AUGUCACAGGACACCAUUGCCAUUAUUCCUAAUAUGGGAUAUCAACCAUCGCGCCGCUACUCGGCCAAGGCUUGUCGUUGGUUAGCCUGGUUAGAGAAUCAACACCAUUCCAUACGUCAUGCUAAAAACGGGGGUGAAGUCACUUUAGGCUCCUAUACAGUGGACGGGUACGAUGAGGAAUCGCGCAUCGUCUAUGAAUUCUACGGCUGUUACUGGCACGGGUGUCCUAUCUGUUAUCCGAAUCUGUUGACGGAAAUGCAUCCUCAUCGAGUCCAGCAUACGUAUCAAGAUCUGCACGUGCAGACCUUGAAACGAGCCACAGCUUUAGAGGAACAAGGGUAUACAGUCGUGAACCUAUGGGAACACGAGUUUGACCAGCAAGUUCAAAACAACACCGAGUUACAAACGUUUAUACAAGAAGUCAAUAUUCAGGACCCCUUAAAUCCUCGGGAAGCCUUAUAUGGAGGUCGUACCAAUGCUACUCGCCUGUAUUGCAACGAGGGAGACAUGCGAUACGUCGAUGUGUGUUCCUUGUAUCCUUACGUUCUGAAAUACAAACCGUUUCCCACCGGGCAUCCUCAAGUCAUCACCAGCGAUUUCAAGAAUGUGAGAGAGUACUUUGGUCUCAUUCAUUGUCGUGUCUUACCACCACGAGGUCUGUAUCACCCCGUCUUACCCUAUAAGACGGGAGGAAAAUUACUCUUUCCCUUAUGUCGAACCUGUGCCGAACAUCGCAACUUAGACCCUGACGAGCGAUGCCAGCACACCGAUUCACAGCGUAGUCUGACUGGCACCUGGGUGACUACAGAACUUCACAAAGCCUUAGAUUUAGGAUAUCGUCUCGACCGCAUCUAUGAAGUCUGGCAUUUUGAAAACUCCAGUCAGGACUUGUUUCGAUCUUACAUCGAUACUUUUUUAAAAAUUAAACAAGAAGCUUCCGGAUUCCCCGAUCAUUGUCAAACGAGCGAACAAAAACAAAGCUACAUCGAUGAGAUCCGUCGACGAGAAGGUAUCUUUAUGAAUCUUUUAGAUAUCGAGAAAAACCCUGUCCGAAGAACCAUUGCCAAACUCUUUUUAAAUUGUCUGUGGGGAAAAUUUGCUCAAAGAUUACAAUUACCGAAAACCCAGUAUCUGACCGAAGAAGAAGAAUUACAACAAAAAAUAGAAGACGCCACUUUAGAAAUCAAAGGAAUCGAGCUCCUAGAAAAUCGAGAUCAUCCGGAAACUGACAUGAUGCUAAUCAAUUAUCAAGAGAAAGAAGACUUCCUAGAAGACUGUCCUUUUGGAAACGUAGUGCUGGCUUGUUUUACCACAGCGCAUGCUCGUUUACAUUUGUACGAGACGUUAGAGCCUUUGGGGGAACGCGUCCUCUAUUUUGAUACGGAUAGUAUUAUCUAUCAACAUGACGAGACCCAAUUUAAUCCUACCAUUGUCAACAGUUUAGGCGGCUGGACCUAA
Messenger RNA from Ostrea edulis (European flat oyster), 1458 nucleotides. RefSeq lists its product as uncharacterized. The record is from RefSeq and is a predicted model, not a curated record. Gene Ontology annotation, molecular function: nucleotide binding; DNA binding; DNA-directed DNA polymerase activity. Bases 1 to 1458 code for a protein of 485 amino acids. The transcript has a single exon. Gene Ontology annotation, biological process: DNA replication. NCBI's taxonomy places the organism in Eukaryota, Metazoa, Mollusca, Bivalvia, Ostreida, Ostreidae.